UUUAUUAAGGUUCACCAAAGUGACAAACGCCAUACGAUUAUGGUUUUGAAUCCGUCAUUGUCGCAGUUGAACUAAAAACAGGUAUUAUAGAUUUAUGCCAAAUUUAGGAGAUGGAGAUGAAAAUUACAACGUAACAUGUCUGGCCUUGCAUCAAAAAAUAUGUUGAGCUACUGGUUUUGAUUUGCCUAACCACCAUUAGGGGGGGUGGUAGAUCAAAAUCAAGUGCCACCAUUCUACACUUUUGAGUUUUCCAACCUGAAGUCUUUCUCUUCUUCGGUUGGAUGCUCCAUAACAUCCAAUCAAGAACACCAAAACCUUCCAAAACAUUUUUUUCCAUGUCUUCUUGAACAUUCAUUCGUUCUUCAUUGCCAAACUCAGCCAGGGCAUCAUACGAACGAUUGAUUCUAGCAAGCAUUUUACCGGGAGGUGAUCAGAAAUUUGUAGCUGGUUCCAUUGAGAAGCGGGAGAACAACUAUAAUACAUUUUGAGGUUACACUUUUGAGGUGCAAAGAUAGAUCUAAAAGCUCCAAUAAUGUCGUCGGGCGCCGUGAAAGGCCAGGUCAAAGGCCAGGUGAAAGGCCUCCUCAAAGGACUCAGAUACAUAUCCCAAAUAUUUGAUGAAGAGGAUGAAAAACAGCAGAUAGAGAUUGGGUUUCCAACAGACGUAAAACAUCUGGCACACAUUGGAGCCGAAAACGCGAAAGCAAGCCAACCAAGCUGGCUAACUGAGUUCAAAGAAUCAUCAGAAGGUUCAUCUGGAACAGUGGUGAACCCCGUCAAGGCCACACCUGAAGGUAGUAAUAGUGAUGCUAAUAGCAAAGGUAAUAAUAAUAGUGAUGCUACUAGCAAAGCUAAUAACAGUGAUGCUACUAGCAAAGGUGAAGGGAAGCGAGGCCGAAAGUCAAGGCCUCGCUCUUCUGAGAACCAAUCCACGAUGAGUUCUCCCAGCCGAGAGAGCUCGACGGAGGGAUCCAAGCCCAGCCGCCGAAACCAGGAAUCGUCUAAAAAGGCAAACCGUCAAUCAUCGGAAGAUGAGAAGCCUCCGACAGCGUCGAAACCCCGCAGGAAGUCGAAGACGUCAUCCGAGGACAAGGAUGGUGGAUCCGUUCGGAGGUCGUCGGAGGACAAAGAAGGUUCGUCAAGGAGGGCACCACGAGGACGAAGACAUUCGAAGGGAGGUUCCUUAACUGAAUUCUCCUUCUCAGAAUCUGGACCUCAAUAGAAAUACAGAGUGAAACGAUGGACCAGCAGCAGAUUCAGUUUAGAGAGAGAUUUCAGGGCCAGAAAUUAAUCAUCAUCCAAUCUUCAUACGCAUACAUACUAAGUAUAUAACCAAUCCUGCUUGGUGUUCUGACCAAUGUCAACUUUUUAUCUUCGUUUUGUUCAGUUCCUUCUUUUUCUUUUUGUAAUACUGUCACUGGCUAUUUUGGAUCCUCCGGAUUCAAUUGUUACCAAAACAUGUAACAAUUUUUUAAAUUGGUAUAAAGU
This is a messenger RNA of Vigna radiata var. radiata (mung bean), 1488 nucleotides long. RefSeq names its product CRIB domain-containing protein RIC10. The transcript has 5 exons. Bases 533 to 1222 code for a protein of 229 amino acids. The record is from RefSeq and is a predicted model, not a curated record. Lineage: Eukaryota; Viridiplantae; Streptophyta; Magnoliopsida; Fabales; Fabaceae.